This is a messenger RNA of Trichechus manatus latirostris (Florida manatee), 903 nucleotides long. It is a transcript of the gene CUNH8orf74, whose product is annotated as chromosome unknown C8orf74 homolog. The coding region runs from base 22 to 903 and encodes 293 amino acids. NCBI's taxonomy places the organism in Eukaryota, Metazoa, Chordata, Mammalia, Sirenia, Trichechidae. The transcript is spliced from 4 exons. The record is from RefSeq and is a predicted model, not a curated record.
UAGCAACCAGAUGGUGGGGCCAUGGCACUCUUAACACCCCAGGGAAUGAAAGAAGUCUUCCAACUUCAGAAACCAGAAGGUCGCAAACACCUGUGGGCACUGCUGAACUGGGAAGAGUUUGACGAAGUGAGAGACUUCCGCAGAAGCAUCCUGCUGGACACCCUCUAUGAAAGCAUUCUCUUUGCAGUGGGCAAAGGCUUUCCAUGGGUCAAGGUGGCCCAGGUGGCCAAGUUCACAGAGGAGCUGCUCCAGGAAGCCAAAGGCUGCUCCAUCACCGAGGCUGUGACAAUCCUGGGCAACAAGCUCAGAGAUUACCAGGGACAGUUCAACACUAGCCACCUGCUGGCCCUCUGUGACUACUUCCACAACACCUUCAUCCACCACUACAAACUCUACCAGUAUGUCCUAUGCCAGGACCAGGAAGUCAACCUGACCCUAGACCCACUGGAGGUGUGCACACCACCCCAGCCCCUCCCACUGGCCAAGGGCAUGGACAGGGACGUCUGGCAGCAUGAGCAGCAGGUGGCUGAGCUCACGAUAGCCGAGGUGCAAAAGCGUACCAAUGUGCUGCUCCUGAAGGAGGCACUGUACCUGGAGCAGGAGCACAUGCUGCAGAAGACUUUCCAGGCCGUAUCCAUGCAGCAGAGACAGAUGCUAAAGAGAGAGGAGUUAGAAAACCUCAUCAGUGAGGCCAUUCAUAUCCAGAUCGAAUGCCUGAAGGAGCUGUUGCAGUACGAGAUACAGAUAACAUUUGAUAUUUUGGACCUAAAACUUCAGAAGAAGACUUUAAACCUCAAUGCUCCCAUUCCUUUCCCUCCCUUAGUCACUAGCCAGUCAGGCCAGGUUGAAUCUGUUAAAUCCUGCAAGGCAAGCAAAGAAAAGAAAGUGAAAGCAAAGAAGUAG